Molecule: messenger RNA, 1454 nt
Organism: Moneuplotes crassus
Lineage: Eukaryota; Ciliophora; Spirotrichea; Euplotida; Euplotidae
Source: the annotation of a GenBank genome assembly
UGAAAUAAAAAUGUCUUUCCAGAUAGAAUCAAGUGUUCAGUCAAAUUACUCGUUUCUCCAGAUCAGUGUGAACCCGUUUGAUGGGAACAAUAGAGACAAUCCAAAGCCAGGGAAAUCAAAUGUGUACAUAUGCGCACUGAAUACAAUCAAUACAGUUUUAGGAGGAGGGAUCCUAACCCUUCCCUACACUAUGCUCCAAUGUGGGGUUAUUUUUGGAACAACAGCCUUCAUCAUCUCCUUACUGAUGGGGAUAAUCUGAAUUAAGCUCCUGCUUGAGCUCAAAGAAAUUACAGGGCAUUCUUGAUAUGCCUCAAUUGCUUAUGAGUGAAUGGGAAGGAAAGGACUCAUUGUGAUAAAUAUCCUCAUCGCGAUCUUGUGUCUUGGGGUUCCACUCAUGUUCAUAGUUGUAUUCGCAGAUGCAGCAACUCCACUGGUAGAGGAUCUUCUGUUUGAAAACUACUCUCGAACAAGGGAAAUAGUAGUCGUUUGUAAUGCAAUCAUUCUGCUCUGGUUCUGAUUUAACAAGGAAGUCCAUAAUUUAAGAAUCGCAUCUUAUACUUCAAUUAUUUGUGUAGGACUGUUCUUUUACGUCAUCGUGCAUAUCCUAAUAUAUCACUGGGAAGAACUGGAUAACAAGAUAUUUGACCACAUAGAUAACAGGAAAGAUGGGUAUACCUUGACAAUUCCUAACAUUAUCCUUGCAUUCGGGUUCCAUCCGUGCUUCUUCCCUCUUUACAACUCGCUGAAGCCAGAAUUGAAGAAUUCUAAAAGUGGGAUGAAAUUUACCUCUAUGGCGUUUGUGUUCACCUUCGUGGUUUACAUAAGCAUUUGAUGCUUCUCCCUCAUAAUUUUUGGGGAUUCCUUAAAAUCAGAUAUUUUGAAGAACAUCUCAGAGUCCGAUUACGAAUAUCGGAGAUUCAUCCUCUUCGUGUACUUGAUAAUCUCCUUAAUGCAUAUGCCGAUGGUGUUCUUCUCUGGAAAAGAAGCCUUUCUGAAUCUUUGAAUUGAGCUCAAAUAUGGUAAAAUUUCUCAAUAUUGAGAAAAGGUUAAAUCAGAUUCGGCUCUAAAGACUGCCUUAACUACGAUGGAGUACAAAUCUAAAUCUUUUGUGAAGGAAAUGGAUAAUUUGGAGUACUAUAUUCUUACUUCGGUUGUUUACAUCACAACAUUCUCAAUUGCUUUCAUAGUGACAGAUUUAGGGCAGAUAGUAGCAUUUCUCGGGACAUCAACCUGCUUCGUACUAUGAUUCCCUAUCCCAGCUAUUUUCUACCUUCUCCUCACUAAACCCCCCACAUCCCCCAGACACGCACCCUCCCAAACAAGUUGUAACAAAUCCCUAUUCCUGAAGUACACCAGUUGGGCCAUCCUAGCAGUGAGUACUCUGUUCAUGGCUGAUCUGGCCUAUGAAGUAGUCCAGAUUCUUAGAUAAAGGAGUUUUAAAGUAGAGAUUUUAA